AUGAAUAGACCACAUACAUCGAUCAGUGAUGAUAAUAUGGUUGUACUAGAACAAGAAGAUGAAAAAAUCGAUAAACAAAAAGACAUAGACAAAAAGAAGGACAAGAAAAAUAUGUCAACAAAUAGAAAGGAAUAUAAGAAAAAGAAAUAUAUUAUUUCCAACAAAAUAUUGAAGCAUAUAGAUAAUAUAGACAAAUUAAAAUACGUGGGAAUUAAUCGUAUUGAUGAAAAACAAAAAAAAAGUUAUUUGAAAAAUAUACCAGGGGGUAGGAUUAAAAAGCUAAAAAAACAAACAAAUGAUAAUAAUGAUGAAAGAAAGAAAAAGAGAACAAAUAUGAAGAAAAAAAAAAAAAAAAUUAAUAAAAUAAAAGUUAUUAAAAAAAGAAACAUAAUAAAUGAGAAGCAAAUUGUAGAAGAAAAAGAAUUCAAUGAAUUAAAUGAAAACAGUUCUGAUAAUACGAUAAUUGAAAAUCAAAAUAUCAUAAAAGAAAAUAUUGAUAAUAAUAUAACUAAUAAUUCUAAGAAUAAUCAAAUAAAUGAUGUAAAAGAAAUGAAUAUCGUUCAAAAGGAUAGUAAUCAAAUUGAACCUUUUAACAAAAAAAACUCCUUAAAAGAAAAGAACAAAACAUCAAAAGAUCAUAUUAUUAAUGAUCAUAUUAUUAAUGAUCAUAUUAUUAAUGAUCAUAUAAAGAAUAAAAAAAAGUAUGAAAAUAAUUUAUUUGAUGAAAUUAAAGAAGCAAUAAAAGAUGAUGUUACUAAGCAAAAUAGUCUUAACAAUAUGAACCUUCAAAUAAAAGCUGAAGAACAAUUAAUUCUUUCAAAUUCUGAUCAAAAUAAAAUUUAUAUUCAAUCAUAUAAGAAAGAAAACAUAUAUAUUUCUCAUGAUAAACAGAAAUCAAAUUUAUUAAUGAACUCAUCAACAGAAUUAAAAAAUAAAAAUACUCACAUUUUACAAUUUAAACAUGCUAAAAGUACACACACUUCUUUUUUGAAAACAAUAAAUAAUCUCACAAAUGAGAAAAAAAAAAAAAAAGCCAAAAAAAAAAAAAGAAAGAAAAUAAUAAAAAAAAAACAACAUAUAAAUAAUAAUGUAAACAAUAAUAAUAAUAAUAACAAUAAUAAUAAUAAUAAUAACAAUAAUAAUAAUAAUAAUAAUAAUAAUAAUAAUAAUAAUGAAUUUUUCAAAAAUCUUAAUUAUGUAAAAGAUAUAAACUUUACAAAUUAUAUAAAGAAAGUUAAUUUAAAAUCGAAGGAAAAAAAAUUCAGUGAUAUAUUCAAAAAGAAAAAAAAAAAAAAAAAAAAAAACCAACAUCAUAUGGAUAUUUCAAAAUGUGGGAAUAAAAAUAUCCUGGAGAAAAAGACAAAAGAGUAUCAUCCACAACUCGUAAGAAAAGGAAAAAGUAAAACCGAAAAAGGAGAAGAACAAAAAAAGGAACAGCUAGAUGUUGUGGAUAAAAAAAGUAGUGAUGAUAAAAAAUGUCAUUAUGAUAAACAAAGUAGUGAUGAUAAAAAAAGUAGUGAUGAUAAAAAAAGUAGUGAUGAUAAACAAAGUAGUGAUGAUAAACAAAGUAGUGAUGAUAAACAAAGUAGUGAUGAUAAACAAAGUAGUGAUGAUAAACAAAGUAGUGAUGAUAAACAAAGUGGUGAUGAUACACAAAUCAAAGUGGAGAAACAAACCAAUGUGGAGAAACAAACCAAUGUGGAGAAACAAACCAAUGGGGAUAAACAAAGUAUUGCAGAUUCAAAUAAAAUUAUAGAAGAAACAUAUGCCGGAGAAAAAAUAACCAUAAAGAAAAAAACACGAUUCCAGCUGAAGUCUCAAAUAAAGAACAGAAAUAAAGAUAUAAAAACAAAAGAGAGACAUAUAAAAAUAAAAGAUGCCCACGAGAAGAAAAAAAAAAAAAAAGAGAAUGUUAUAAUAGUACCUAAUGAACACAAUAAUGUUAAAAAAGAGACAAAUAAAAUAAACCAAAAUUUGUUCAGUGAUAAAUCAGAACAUGUUCAUAAGAACACUCAGGUGAUGAAUGAGAAAAGGAUACAAGCUGAUGAGAUAUUAAAGAAAUAUAUACAAAUGAGAGAAGAGGAUAAGUAUAAAAAUGAAGAUAUUCAUAAAUAUAAUAAAAAUCAUAAGACAUGUUAUCCCUUUUUCGAAGGUGAUAAUAAUAUAGUAUUAUUAGACAUAAAAGAAAAAAAAUUUAAUAUUGAUAUAAUAAAUGUUUUUUCUUCAAAUAAAAAUUUAGAAGAUAACUGUCAUGACAUUUUGUUUUUUUUUGAUUCUUAUGUUAAAAAAAAUAAAAAAGAAAAAAUGAAAAACAGUAUAAAUGUUAUAAGGCCACUAAAAAAAUUAUUUAAAUGUGAAUAUUUUGAAAUGGAAUGUAUUAAAUUGAUUAUACACAUAUUUGAUAAAAUAAUUAGUAAAAUGAAAAAGGAGAUAAAUAUGGAAAAUAUAACAAAAUGUUUUGAAAGAGAUGAUCAUAGUAGUAGUUUUAUAUCUCGUAUAAAAAAAAAACAAGAAAUACAAAAACGUAUGAACGAAGAAAAUAAUACCAUAAAAAAUAAUAUUACCAAAAAUUAUAAUAAUUAUUAUUAUAAUGAUAAUAAGAAAAAUAUACUUUAUAAAACAUUUUUAGAUAAUGAUAUAUUAUAUAAUGACGAUUAUGAAAAACAAAAAAUUUACAGUAUAUUAUUUUAUAAUUCUGCUCAUACUUAUGCUUGGAAUGAAUAUCGGGUUUUUCAAAAACUUCGAGAAUGGACAGAUCAGAAUAAAUUACUUAUGUUAAGAGAAAAAAUGAAACAAAUGGAAAAAAAUAAAGAAAACCAUACAACACAUAAAAGAAAAAUGAAGAAUAUCAAUAAUUUUAUUACUACUACUACUACUACUAAUAGUAAUAAUAGUAGUAAUAAUAGUAGUAAUAAUAAUAAUGAUCAAAUGAAUUGUUGUCAUAUAUAUCAUUCUUUAACCGGUAAUGAUAAUAUUUAUAAUAAUUAUUCUCACUAUUAUAAUAAUGAAGUUUCAUCUUAUAUUCCCUUGAAAAAGAUUAAUAUUCUAACAAACAAAAUUAUGUGUACUAUAUUAAACUCUUGUUGUAUACAUGAUAAACAAAAUAUUAUGGGUACUUACAAGGAGCAUGCUCCUUCAUACAACUUUCCUAUGACUAAACAAAAACAUUGGAAUGUAACAUUAAAUCGGGAAUUACUACUUAAUGAUAAAGCAAGCUACCCUUUGAGGAUAAGUGAAGCAGUCGGUACUUUAAUUUCUAAAUAA
This is a messenger RNA of Plasmodium reichenowi, 3264 nucleotides long. RefSeq lists its product as hypothetical. NCBI's taxonomy places the organism in Eukaryota, Apicomplexa, Aconoidasida, Haemosporida, Plasmodiidae. The transcript has a single exon. The record is from RefSeq and is a predicted model, not a curated record. The coding region runs from base 1 to 3264 and encodes 1087 amino acids.